AAUCAUAAAACUCAGUGAACGGAAAAAAUUGUUUGAAAAAGUUGGUUUGUGUUGUCUGAGUUAUAGUGCAAAGUUCCAUACAACCAGUUCGCACAGUUUUCCCCAUUGAAAAAGUUGAAGCGAUGUGAGCAAAACGGCAUCCGUCCGUUCCGUAUAUGUCUGUGUAUCGGUCUUUAUUUGUUGUGUGAUAUCUCGUGCCGGUGUGUUUAAUUAUAAUUUCGUUUAUUUAUGGCCCCAAAAUUUAAAUUUGCCGAUGGAGAAAAGGUCUUAUGCUUCCACGGUCCACUUUUAUACGAAGCUAAAUGCAUCAAGGCGCAAGUUAAGGAGAAGAUAGUGAAAUAUUAUAUACACUAUAGUGGUUGGAAUAAAAAUUGGGACGAGUGGGUUCCUGAAAGUAGAGUUUUGAAGUUCAAUGAUGCUAAUAUGCAAAAACAGAAAGAAUUAGCUGCAGCACAUGGUACUGGUAAGAAGGCAAAACCAGCAAAGGCCAAUUCAAAAAAAGAUUCAUCUGACAGAGAAAGUUCUGUUCUUCCACCUCAAGAUAAAACUCCGAAACAGAAAACAAAAGAAGCUGCACCUCCACUUCCAACAUCAGUGCCUGAGACCCCAACUGAUCCGCAAAGAAAGAAGCGGAGGACGGUUGAACAAAAUGUGGAAACGGAAGAAGAGUAUUCACAGAAGAUGGAGAUAAAAAUUAAAAUUCCAGAUGAGUUGAAACGUUGGGUAGUUGAUGACUGGGAUCUGGUUACACGGCAGAGCAAACUUUUCAAACUACCUGCACGUGUAACAGUGGAGACUAUUCUGUCAGAGUACAUGAAACACAGAUUCUCAGUGAAAGGGAUGACAGUCAAUAAAAAAUCUGCUAUACUAGAGACGAUAAAUGGUAUUAGGGAAUAUUUUAAUGUGAUGCUAGGCAAACAAUUACUAUUCAAGUGUGAAAGAGCCCAAUACCUUGAGAUAAUGUCACAAAAUCCAGAUUUAACUCCAUCUCACCUGUAUGGAGGUUUUCACUUACUAAGACUAUUUAGUAAGAUUGGAGGAGCUCUUGCAUAUACCCAGUUAGAUGAAGACAGUAUACAGUUACUAACUACAAAUCUUUUUGAGUUUUUAAAAUAUGUAUCUAAAUGUGCGUCUAGGAUAUUAAGUGUCAGCGAUUUUGUUGCAGCACAAGAUUUAAAGAAGAACAGUUAAUGAUUUUCAAUUUUUAGCCUUUAUUUUUUUAUCAAUUAAUAGUUUUCUCAUUCAUUAAUUCACUCAUUUACCACAAGUUAUGUGUCAAUAACUUAUUUACUGUGUCAACAUCUUGUUUGCUUCCAGUAAUUCAAAAUUUAUUGUUCCAGUAAUUCAAUAUUUUUUUACUACUUUAACUAUUCAAAUUAGUAAAAUUAAAACUGUACUUCUUAAAGCAUAUUUAAUGCAUGGGCAUGCCUGAAAGGUUCUGACGCAUUUCAGCAAAUCAUAUAAGUUACCAAAAGUGUUAAGAUUAUAAGAUAUUAUCCUCAGUUUUAUAUUGCGAUAAAUUCUUAUUUAAAACAUGUAUAAAUGCAAAAUUUAAUUAAAAGAUAUCUGCUUGUUUAGUUGGCGUUUAGAUAAUCACUUAAAUGUUAAAGCAAAUGUCAUUUUUGCCACAUGCUAGCAAUAAUUGUAAGCAAUAUGACCAGAGAUUUUUAUAGUUUAAAAGAAAAAAUAACAGUCUUAACUUUAGUCUUUAUUAUUUUGUUUUGCGUGAAUUCCAUUAAUAUGGUGCAGAAAAAUACUGUACAUUGCAAACAAAAUCGCCAUACAAUUAGCUGUCCAUGUAUAAUUUUUUUUUACUGUUUUUGCAAUGAUAAACAUUUUUGUAAAAUUCACACAGGUUUGAAAUUACAUCUUGCCAUGUGCUAGCAAUAAUUGUAAGCAAUAUGACCAGAGUUUUUUGUAGUUUAAAAGAAAAAAUAACAAUCUUAACUUUAGUCUUUAUUAUUUUGUUUUGCGUGAAUUCAAUUAAUAUGAUGCAGAAAAAUACUGUACAUUGCAAACAAAAUCGCCAUACAAUUAGCUGUCUAUGUAUAAUUUUUUUUUACUGUUUUUGCAAUGAUAAACAUUUUUGUAAAAUUCACACUGGUUUGAAAUUACAUGUUAAAUGAAAAAUAAAUAAGCAUGUGUUAUUUUUUA
This is a messenger RNA of Parasteatoda tepidariorum (common house spider), 2154 nucleotides long. RefSeq names its product mortality factor 4-like protein 1. Gene Ontology annotation, cellular component: nucleus; NuA4 histone acetyltransferase complex. Gene Ontology annotation, biological process: chromatin organization; regulation of DNA-templated transcription. The record is from RefSeq and is a predicted model, not a curated record. Lineage: Eukaryota; Metazoa; Arthropoda; Arachnida; Araneae; Theridiidae.